Messenger RNA from Rubroshorea leprosula, 738 nucleotides. Lineage: Eukaryota; Viridiplantae; Streptophyta; Magnoliopsida; Malvales; Dipterocarpaceae. The record is from the annotation of a GenBank genome assembly.
AUUUGUGUACAUAAUUAUAGGCACCAGAUAUGUUUCUGCAUUUGUAUAUAUAUCAGUUUCUUGUACAGAAUGAAUCAAGGGAAUACAAUUGAGUAUUUUCCAAUACACCAUCCUCUUCUUCUUUACUUCUACAAACAAUCCUCUUACCAUCAGAUGAGAAUACAUUGUGUUUGCAACCCACUUCAAUUAAAUGCUACGAAAUGCUUCCUUUGCUCAAAACUGGGGGCAAUGUACAGCGUUAAUGCAAGCUCUUGCCUUUCGAAAUGAAGUCCCAUUGGAACUUCUUAAAGUGACUGCAUUAGGGACAAAAGAAGAAAACUUAAUUGAGGAGACAGGUAAAGGGCUAGCCUGUUUUGCUCAGUCCUUAAAUAUACCCUUCUCAUUCAAAACCGCAAUGGUGACACACAUGAAAGAUAUCAAUGAAGACAUGUUUGAGAUAGAAGAUGGUGAAGUUGUAGCCAUCUACUCUUAUUUGGUUCUUUGUCAUUUGGUAGGACAACCUGAUUGCUUGGAAGCUCUAAUAAGAGUUCUUAAGAAAUAAAUCCAUGUGUUUUGGUGGUAACGGAACGUGAGGCAAAUCAUAGUUAACCCAUUUUCGUGGAACGGUUUUUGGAAGCAUUAUCUUCACCUGGUGUUCUUUUCAAUUCCUUUGAAGAUACUAUGGAUUGGAGUGAUCAAAACAGGUUUGUAAUAUUAAAGCAACAUACUUUGCACGAAGUAUAAAAGAUGUUGUUGCAG